Molecule: messenger RNA, 3142 nt
Organism: Prunus avium (sweet cherry)
Lineage: Eukaryota; Viridiplantae; Streptophyta; Magnoliopsida; Rosales; Rosaceae
Product: Phototropic-responsive NPH3 family protein
Molecular function (GO): protein binding
Source: RefSeq, a predicted model, not a curated record
UACUUAUUUUAUAAGAUUCUCCUAAACCAAGUUCUAGAAAGGCAAUGAGUGUGUCUCAAGCCAGAGGACCCCACAUGUCUUUGUGAGAAGGGUGGUCUCUGAGUCUCUGAGAGCUGCUGCCAUUAAUAAUAGCCAUGUUGGGGGUUUCAAUUUGAGGCGUCUGGCUGUCUUUUUGGCAAAUGGGUCUUGCAUAUAUCAUGGUUUUGUAGACAGUAUUUUACGUCACGUACUCAUUGGGGGGGCUUUUACUUUAAUGGGUGUCAGUGGUUUUGGUCCCUUGUGUCUCAUAUGGGAUUCAAAUUUGGAAAUUUCUUGAUGGUUUUUAGGGCAGAGAAAACAAUAGCACAUAAUUUUGUGGUUUUCUGGGGCAGCAAAUUGGAGGGGUUGACCUAAAUUUUCUGUCUGAAUUGGAAAUUUUGUGUUUUUAUUGCUGGUGGGGUUUUGGGUUCAGAUUUGGGUCUUUUUUUUUGGAGGUGGGUGUGCUGUAGUGGAGUGGUUUUAGGAGUAUUUCUAAGGGUUCUCAACUGGGUUUGUGAAAGGAAUUCACUUUCUUCUGUUACAUCUACUGGGUAGAUUUGGGUCAGUUUUGGUAGAAAAUUCAGUGGGUUUGUGCAAAUUUUGGGUUUCACAGGCUGUAAAGGAAGCCACAUUGUGGUGCUGUUUCAACGUUCUAAGAGACUUGGUUUGAGAAUUCUGGGUUUGGUUCUUUCUGGCUGAUUUUGGCUUCACAGUGGUGCUUAAGGGAAACAGCUUAUUGGGUUUCUGCUUCUGCUUAUGAAACUGCCCUGAUUUGGGCAGUUACUUGUACUUUGCUUUGAGGGAUUUGAUAGUGUCUGAAUUGAGUUUUCAGUGGGAUUCUGGGUUUGUUUAGCUUUAGCUCUCUUGGAAAAUUGUUCUUCAAGUUCUAUACUGCUUUCACUGGGAGGAAAUGGCUUGCAUGAAAUUGGGAUCUAAAACUGAUGCCUUCCAUAGACAAGGACAGGCCUGGUUCUGCACCACUGGGCUUCCUAGUGACAUUGUUGUUGAAGUUGGAGAGAUGUCAUUCCAUCUUCAUAAGUUUCCUUUGCUCUCAAGAAGUGGGAUUAUGGAAAGAUUGAUUUCCGAAGCAUCUGAAGGAGAAGAAGAAUGUGUCAUAAACAUCCCUGAUAUUCCUGGUGGGGCAAAAACAUUCGAGUUAGUAGCCAAGUUCUGCUACGGGGUGAAAUUUGAGCUUACUGCCUCAAAUGUUGUAUACCUUCGAUGUGCUGCUGAGCAUCUUGAAAUGACUGAGGAAUAUGGGGAGGACAACUUAAUCACACAAACUGAAGCCUUUCUCAAUCAAGUUGUCCUUCGAAAUUGGAAAGACUCUUUAAAAGCACUUCAGACUUGCGAUGACAUUCUCCCUCAUGCUGAAGAACUCAACAUUACAAAGAGGUGUAUCGAGUCACUAGCCACAAAAGCAUCUACGGAUCCUAAUCUGUUUGGGUGGCCUGUCAAGGAGCAUGGAGGCCCCAUGCAAAGUCCUGGUGGGAGUGUCCUGUGGAAUGGGAUAAGUACAGGGGCUAGACCAAAGAAAUCAAGUUCAGACUGGUGGUACGAGGAUGUUUCAACCUUGAGCUUGCCUCUCUAUCAGAGGCUAAUUUCGGUUAUGGAAUCUCGUGGCAUUAAACAAGAGAUUAUUGCAGGCUCAAUCACUUUUUAUGCCAAAAAGUACCUUCCUGGGCUGAACCGGCGUCAAGGCACUAGUGACUCUAGUACCCGACUUGCACCAGUGUCCUUGGGGUCCCCACCAUCAGAAGAAGACCAGAAGCUCUUACUUGAAGAGGUGGAUCGGUUACUUCCAUUUCAGAAGCGUGUAGUCCCAACCAAAUUAUUGUUUGGUCUACUUCGAACAGCCAUGAUUCUUCGAGCCAACCCUUCUUGCAUAUCUAAUUUUGAGAAAAGGAUCGGCAUGCAACUUGAUCAAGCUACUUUGGAAGAUCUUUUGAUGCCCAACUUCUCUUAUUCCAUGGAGACUCUAUACAACGUUGACUGCGUGCAACGAAUUCUAGAUCACUUCCUUGCCAUGGAUCAAAUUACAGGCGGGGGGGUGUCUCCAUCUUCAAUGGAUGAUGGCCAACUGAUUGGGUCACCAGCAGGCCCUUCACUGACCCCAAUAACAAUGGUAGCCAAGCUCAUUGAUGGAUACCUUGCAGAGGUUGCCCCUGAUGUUAACUUGAAGCUCCCUAAGUUUCAAGCUCUUGCUGCUGCUGUUCCUGAAUAUGCUAGACCCUUGGAUGAUGGUCUUUAUCGUGCUAUAGAUAUUUAUUUGAAGUCACACCCAUGGUUGGCAGAGUCCGACAGGGAACAGCUCUGCCGGUUGAUGGACUGCCAGAAGCUUUCCUUGGAAGCUUGCACUCAUGCUGCACAGAAUGAGAGGCUACCCCUGAGAAUAGUUGUUCAAGUACUCUUCUUCGAGCAGCUUCAGCUUAGGACUUCAAUUGCUGGUUGCUUUCUGGUUUCAGAAAAUCUCGAUGGAUCAAGACAAUUAAGAAGUGGGUUUACCGGGUCUAAUGAGGGGGGCUGGGCCACGACUGUGAGGGAGAAUCAGGUUUUGAAGGUUGGGAUGGAUAAUAUGAGGAUGCGGGUAUCUGAGCUCGAGAAGGAGUGUUCAAAUAUGAGACAAGAGAUUGAGAAGUUAGGUCGUGUAAAAGGUUCUAGCACAUGGGGAAAUGUAUCGAAGAAAUUCGGGUUCAAGAUAAAGUCCCAGAUGUGCAGCGCUCAAGAGGGAUCCGUUACCAAUCAGCAUAAUGGGAAUGAGAAAGUUGAGAAGUUAAAGGAGAGGCAUGGAAAGCAUAAGAAAGACUCUGUUAAAGAUGAAUAAAGCCUUUUGGUUUCUCCUUCUCUCUCACCUCUAGCUUUGAAGUUCUUUCUGUGGUUAGCUCAAUUUCUUUGAUUUCAGUUCAGAAACUAAGUCCCGCUUCUGCUUCUUUGUGCUAAUAUCUGUUUACUCUUGCUGUAUUGUUAUCGUCUUAAUCAUGGUUAGCAGAGAUGGAAAAUGAAGUUACCUUGUAAUUUGUUUAUUGUAACAGUAGCAAAGGUCUCUGUUUCUCUUUGUGCAGUCUUCUCUCUUGUCUCCAACAAAUUUUUUAAGCCCCUCAAUUAUGAUAUAAACCUUGGCCUC